GACGGCGACGGUAGCUGGGGCUAUGUACUUACGUCUUCGAGCUGCGCGUGGACCAUCUUGGAUCAAAAAUGCCGUGACUCGGAGAGUCCUAUCUUGAACCGCCCCAUCUUGAUGGCAUACCAUCAUGCCCGAGAUGUUUCGCUUUUGCCAGGUUCCGAUACCUACGCAUGUAUCAUAAGUGCGCGCGAGACGCUUUCGCGGACCCACACUAGAUGCACUCCUGCAUGCGCUGAGAGACACCUACGACGUUCAUGACACAUGCAAUCGUGGUCGCGGCGACGAGAUUGAGCGAGGCAGUCCUUGCGCAACGCGCAGAAGUCACGUCGGUGAGAGUCAUGCUAUGCCAUAUGCUGCCCGGCGUAGCACAACGAAGCUGUCAGUCGGCACCUCGCUGGCAGUCACUAUCAUCAUGCAUCGUGUCCGAUGUAUCUACUCGGAUUCUUUGUCAAGUGUACCGCGCUCAACGCUGCAUCACGAUGUUCCGACUUCAGUGCCGUACGGUUCCUUUGCCAUGGACAUGAUGGGCAGGUUUUUUGCGCCGCGGCGCUUCGAUGUUUCUGCAAUUUGCAUUGCGCCAUUGUACAUAAUACGGCAGCGAUGUGAUAUGCCGACUUCACUAGGGGAGGCGCACAGCAGUGUUGACAUCAAUGAGGGCGUUGCCAGUUUUGACGAUGACAGUCGGGAAGCAUGACGCAGUGGUGGCACGCAGAAUCGCGC
This is a messenger RNA of Rhodofomes roseus, 717 nucleotides long. RefSeq lists its product as uncharacterized. Lineage: Eukaryota; Fungi; Basidiomycota; Agaricomycetes; Polyporales; Fomitopsidaceae. Bases 252 to 521 code for a protein of 89 amino acids. The record is from RefSeq and is a predicted model, not a curated record. The transcript has a single exon.